Nicotiana attenuata is the source of this 1242-nucleotide messenger RNA. Its product is annotated as U1 small nuclear ribonucleoprotein C-like. The transcript has 2 exons. The record is from RefSeq and is a predicted model, not a curated record. Lineage: Eukaryota; Viridiplantae; Streptophyta; Magnoliopsida; Solanales; Solanaceae. Bases 1 to 1242 code for a protein of 413 amino acids.
AUGCAAUCCCCACAUUCUGGUCAUUUUCAAGCAGCUUUGCAUACUUUGCGAUACAUCAGUGGAUAUCCUGGUCUUGGUUUGUUCAUAUCUUCUAAUUCCUCUUUUCAAAUUUUGGCCUUUUGCGACUCUGAUAGGGCUUUCUGUGCCGAUAUUCAGAGAUCUGUUAGCGGAUUUUUUCUCAGCCUCGGGAGAUGCCCAAUUUCUUGGAAAUUGAAGAAAGAACCAGUUAUUCACUCUCUUCAGCAGAAGCAGAUGGUAUCGGAGCUCUUUCUUGGCUCUGUGGCUAUGUCGGGUGAGUUGAGUGAAGUCAUGAACACAUUACACAAAAUUUCUGCUGAGAUGUAUAAUUUCUCAGCUCGACAAGAGCAGCUGGAAGCUGCACAAGAACAUAACAGCAAACAUCAGGAGGAGUCCUUGAAUGAGCUAAGAGAGGUCAUCAAUGAGGUGAUUCUUGGGGGUAAACGACCUGAGAGGGACAAGAGGACACAACCUGCAGAUGGUGAGCUAUAUUCCCCUAGUGAUCAACCAUUUGAUUUUGGAGAUUUGGCCAUACCAAAUACCAGCAAUAUGAACACUGCACCAGUGAGUACCUUCACCUCUUAUGUCCAAGCUCCUAAUCUAAGUCCUAGACCAACUGUUAGUAAUCCUAUAACAAGUGGUGUGAGUUCUGCUCCCAUUCAGCUGCCUGGAACUCAACCUCAACCACCUACUCGUUCAGUCAUGGUAAGUAACCCCCCUUUACCUCCUCCUCUACCUUAUGUGUUUCCAAAUAUGCCUUCUCCCAAUCCCAGAUCUAUUCCACUGCAACCCCUAAAUUUUCCAACCCCACCUCCCAAUGGCAGAGGAUACCAACCUCUAAUGGCUUGGACUCAAGGCUCUCAUACAGGAGUGAUACCUCAUCAGCCUGCCUAUACCCAGUCCAUACAGUUUCGCCCUUCAUACUACACUCACACUGGUCAUAUUCCUCCCCCUCUAUACUAUCAGACACCCUAUGUGCCAACUCCACCCCAGUACCAAUAUAACAACAUAACUCCCAGCCAUCCACAAACUCAGAAUAACCAUACCACACCCCUACCCAACAUACCCUAUACAAAGUACACUAAGGUGGAUUUCCAUAAGUUUGAUGGAGAGGAUUUAAGGACAUGGCUGUACAAAGUGGAGCAAAUUUUUGCAGAUGAGGAAGUGACUAUUCAGCAGAGAAUGAAGUUGGUAUCCUUACACUUUGAAGGAGAUGCCUUGUAA